Messenger RNA from Myotis daubentonii (Daubenton's bat), 5142 nucleotides. It is a transcript of the gene ZKSCAN8, whose product is annotated as zinc finger with KRAB and SCAN domains 8. Gene Ontology annotation, biological process: regulation of transcription by RNA polymerase II. Lineage: Eukaryota; Metazoa; Chordata; Mammalia; Chiroptera; Vespertilionidae. Gene Ontology annotation, molecular function: RNA polymerase II cis-regulatory region sequence-specific DNA binding; DNA-binding transcription factor activity, RNA polymerase II-specific. Gene Ontology annotation, cellular component: nucleus. The record is from RefSeq and is a predicted model, not a curated record.
GAGGAGCCCGGGGCGCCGACCAUAGAGCUUUCAGUCCUCCCGGAUUCCUAGAGGUGCCGGAAGUGCCUGGACAAGAUGCGCAUUGACUGCUGGUGUCCCCCAGCUGGUGUGGAAGUUGGGGGCCAGAGGUCCCGGUCGGGUUCGGCUCUCGCCCCCUUUCCUACCCGUUCUUCCCCCUGGUCCGUCCGCCAUCCGCAGUCUCCCUUCCCCGCCUUGGGCCGCGCCCAGUCCUCGCGAAGUCCUUUAAAGAAGAGCCUCUCAGAAGGUCCUUCUCUUAAGAAGAUAAAGAAGGUGGUGGAAGCAAGUCUCCUCAUCUUUCCCGGCCCUACAUGGCUGCAGAAUCAAGAAAGUCUUUAGCCCCAUCUCCAUCCAACCAGGCCCCUGAAGAGGACCUUGUCAUUGUCAAGGUUGAGGAGGAUCAUGGUUGGGACCAGGAACCCAGUCCACAUGAACACAACCCUCCUGGCCAAGAGCUGUUCCGCCUGCGAUUCAGGAAGCUGUGCUACCAGGAGACACAAGGACCCCGAGAAGCUCUGAUCCAACUCCGGGCACUUUGCCACCAGUGGCUGAGGCCAGAUUUGAACAGCAAGGAGCAGAUCCUGGAGCUGCUGGUGCUGGAGCAGUUCCUGAGCAUCCUGCCCCCGGAGCUGCAGGCCCUGGUGAAGGAACAUCAGCUGGAGAGUGGAGAGGAGGUGGUGACCCUGUUGGAGGAUCUGGAGAGGCAGAUUGACAUCCUAGGACGGCCAGUCCCGGCUCGUGCACAUGGUCACAGGGUCCUCUGGGAGGAGGUGGUGCACUCGGAACCCGCACUAGAGCCUCCAGACGCGACGCUCCAGCCUCCAGCAACCCGGCACAUAGCUCCCGGGCUCCACGGGCCCCGAGACAGAGCUGUAUCUGCUUCUCAUAGUCCCACCCCUUCCCAGAAAGGAAGUCCUGGAGACCAGAUGGCUGCGUCACUUCUAACAGCAGGGUUCCAGACUUUGGAGAAGAUUGAAGACAUGGCCGUGUCCCUGAUUCGAGAGGAGUGGCUUCUUAAUCCGUCACAGAAGGAUCUGAAGGGAGAUGACAGGCAAGAGAGUUACAGAAGCAUGUUCUCCCUGGGUGGUGAAACCAGGAAUGAGAACAAGGAAUUAGCUUCAAAACAGGUAAUAUCUACCGGAGCCCAAAUACAUGGAGAGACAGCUGCGAAAUGCAAUGGUGAUAUUAUCGGGGGUCUUGAGCGUGGAGAAGCCCAAGACCUUCUGGGCAGAUUAGAGAGGCAGCGGGUGAAUCCCACCCAGGAGAGACGACAUAAAUGUGAUGAAUGUGGAAAGAGCUUUGCUCAGAGCUCAGGCCUUGUUCGCCACUGGAGAAUCCACACUGGGGAGAAACCCUAUCAGUGUAAUGUGUGUGGGAAAGCCUUCAGUUACAGGUCAGCCCUUCUUUCCCAUCAGGAUAUCCACAACAAAGUAAAACGCUAUCACUGUAAGGAGUGUGGCAAAGCCUUCAGUCAAAACACAGGCCUGAUCCUGCACCAGAGAAUCCACACUGGGGAAAAGCCAUAUCAGUGCAACCAGUGUGGGAAGGCAUUCAGUCAGAGUGCGGGCCUCAUUCUGCACCAGAGAAUCCACAGUGGGGAGAGACCCUAUGAAUGUAAUGAGUGUGGGAAAGCCUUCAGUCAUAGCUCACAUCUCAUUGGACAUCAGAGAAUCCACACUGGGGAGAAGCCCUAUGAGUGUGAUGAGUGUGGGAAAACCUUUAGGCGGAGCUCACAUCUUAUUGGCCAUCAGAGAAGCCACACUGGGGAAAAACCCUACAAAUGCAAUGAGUGUGGGAGGGCCUUUAGUCAGAAGUCAGGCCUUAUUGAGCAUCAGAGAAUCCACACUGGAGAAAGACCCUAUAAAUGCAAAGAAUGUGGGAAAGCUUUCAAUGGGAACACUGGCCUCAUUCAGCAUCUGAGAAUUCAUACAGGGGAGAAGCCCUAUCAAUGUAAUGAGUGUGGGAAAGCUUUUAUUCAGAGGUCCAGUCUCAUUCGACAUCAGAGAAUCCACACUGCAGAAAAAUCUGAGCCCAUAGGAGUUUAGGGGAAAACUUGAGUCAUAGUUUGGGCAUUAAACAGUAAAGGAACCACAUGCUGGUAAGAGGUCUUUCAGUGUAGUAAAAAGGCAGAAAGUUUGUCAUCAUUGUGACCUGAUGCAGGGUCGGAAUCUAUAGCGGGGGCAGUUAGAAUAGCUCUUGAGUAGUUUUGGCCCCGUGCCUCAAUGCAGGUGGAUUAGCUUGACUGUUCUGGGAGGUGUCUGAUGGCCCAGCGUACCCAUUAGAAGCUUAAAGAGUGAGUUGCUUGUGGCUUGAGGCACCUAACACCAAACUUUGUCUUCUGUGUGAGUAGCUGUAGAUUCAAGUCAGGCUGCUCCUGGCUCCUCUGCUUCCUCCCACCUCUGUGACCCCCUUUUUGGUUGUCACCCGGAGGGGCAUGUGCGUGCGCUUCUUCUUCCUGGGAAGCCUGCAAAGAGUGCGCAGCAGCCUCUGUGAGACUUAGAUGUGCAUUUAGCUUUCUAAGAAUCUAGUUCUAGGUAAAAUUUUUAUAGACAGGUUUUCAAGCUUAGGUGUGCAUUUUUUUUGUAAUGUUCUUGGUGAUCAGUGAAAUUCAUAUUCCCAUUCAUACUCAGAAUGCUAUAUUUUUAACAGUAUUCCAGCAUUUUUCUCCAUAUGUCACCUUCACUGACUCCACUCAGUCACUGAACACCAGAAGUGUCCUCCACCCCAAGCCCCAGGCCCUGAGUCAGCCAAGGAAGUGCUGCAUUAGUGAUGGUUGUGGGACUGUGCACAGGAAGGUGAGUGCAGACAGUCCAACUGCUCUUGAGCUUGGAUGGUUGCCCCUUGUGGUGACAUCUGGCUCUCCUUUCCACCUCCCCACUGCACGCUGUGGUAGACGGGUGCCUUACACCAUUCUAGUUAUGGUGUCACAUGGGAGAAGGUGCACUCAUCCCUCUAGCCCGUCUCAGUGCUGCUCUCACAGGUUCCUGACUAGGGGAACCUUGUUACCACCCUGGACCCCCUUUGGUGGCCAGCACCUCACACGCCUCUUGCCAUUAGCUUAUAUUUCACAGUUGUGAUCUCUCAAGUACCUCGCUUCACAGUUGGUCGUUUUUCUUAAUUUGGGUGCACACUCCAUCUGUAAUCCAGCAAAGACCACGGUAAAGUCAUCGUCACCAGGACAACAUUUCAUCUUGGAGGCUAAUCUAAAGUAACAUCAGAGUUCACACAUCCACACGGGCUGUCUUUCAGUUGUGUGGUUGUAACUGUUUUAGUAGUGUUAUCGCUGCAAUAAGCAUUCCUUCAGGUAUUCUCGUUAGAUAAACCACAUGGGAAAACUCUUUAUUACUCUUGAGUCACAUCUCGUUUUUUACUGUGAUUACUGAGAUGUCCUCAGAGUCACCAUUUGAUAAUGUCAUGCCUUUUUUAGUUUUUAUCCUUGAUCUGUAUUUCUACUGUACUGUGGAACUUACCUUGUAUCUCAGAAAUUCUCUUCUCCUUUGGCUUGUGGGACACUUUUUGGCCAUUUUUCUCCAAUUUCUAGCUUUUCUCUAUUUUUCUCCUCCCCACUGAACAUAUUCACUAGCUUUUCUGUCCUCACUCUAGUUUAUCCAUUUUGAUUGUCAGUAACCAUAUUUCCCACUGUCUCCCAACACAGCUUGAUCUUUGAAAACAGAACUCAUCACUCUUUGUCCCCCAAAUACCAUUUUCCUUUUAUAUAGGCACCAUUACUUAAUUUCUUUAUCCUGAUUAGACUCACUAUCCUUUGUUUUUUUUUUUUUCUAUUAAUCCUCACCUAAGGAUAUUUUUCCAUUGAUUUUUAUAGAGUGUGGCAGGGAGGAGGAGAGACAGAGAGAGAAAAACAUCAGUGUGAAAGAAACAGAUGAAUUGGUCGCCUUCCACAUGAACUCCGAGGAUUGAGCCUGCAACCAAGGCAUGUGCCUUUGACCGAAAUCAAACCCAGCAGCCCUCAAUCUGUGGGCUGAUGCUCUAUUUACUGAUCCAAACCGGCUAGGGCUAUGUUUCUUAUCACAAUCUUGUAGGUGUCUUGUUCUGGUCUCCAUUCUACAUGUCCAAAAUCUUGUUAAGUUGUUCCAGUUCUACCUUUUCUCCUGAGGCUGCACAAUUACAGAUGGACAUUUAUGGUGACAUUAAUAAGUUCAUCUACAGCAUAAAAUGUGUAAAACCUUCCAUUUCUGACAUUUUCUCAUAGGAGUUUUUUCAGAUCUGUAUUAUCUGGGGCCCAGUUUAUUGCAGUUCUUUCUUUCUAGCGUCCCUGCUCUUCAAGAUCUGCAUCUUUUUUUUUUUUUUUUAAUAUAUUUUAUUGACUUUUUACAGAGAGGAAGGGAGAGAGAUAGAGAGUUAGAAACAUCGAUGAGAGAGAAACAUCGAUCAGCUGCCUCCUGCACAUCUCCUACCGGGGAUGUGCCCGCAACCCAGGUACAUGCCCUUGACUGGAAUCGAACCUGGGACCUUUCAGUCCGCAAGCCGACGCUCUAUCCACUGAGCCAAACCGGUUUCGGCAAGAUCUGCAUCUUGUAGGCAUCCAAGAUGAUUCAUUUUCAUUGUCUUAUUUUCACUCAAGAACACCCAGCACAUAAUUCUCAUCAAAGCAGUGAUGUUCCAAGUUCGCCAUUACCUGCCUUCUAUGCUCUGUCUGUAGCAGCCUCCUUCUCCAACAUGUCCCCUUACAGCAUCACAGUCACACUUCCUGUGACCUUCACUGUUGUCUUACAGGCCCUUGACCGUGCCUCUGUGCCUUUCUGAUGCUGUUCCCUUUCCUUAGAUUGCUCUUUGGCCCCAGCUCAUGUUCAUAACCCCCUUCAAAGUCUGGUUUCCUUUAUAUCUUCUGAGUGAGCCCUCCCUGACUGACUUCACCCACACUAAGACUCCCUAUUCAGUGCUGCCUCAGCACUGAUCUUUUCAGUUUAUACUGUGGCCCAUGCACUUACUAAUAAUAGGUAGGUUUGUAAUCAUUUUUCAGCACUCUGUAUUGUAUUUAUUUCCAAAAUUAAAUUGUAAGCUCCUUGAGGGCAGGAAUAGUAAUGUUACAUUUGUAUUUCUGCACCCCUAUUGCCUAAUAUGGUGCUGAGCACACAGUAGGCAUUUAAUAAAUGCUUGUCCAAU